GAUGGGAUGGAAGUCCCAGCCACCUGUACUGUUCUGUGAGUGCAGAUAGAUAGAUAUACAGUGCAUUUUGCUUUUUCUUGAUUAUUGUUACUAUUAUUAGAAACAAUCCAAUUCUUUAAAGAUGAUAUAAUUUAUAAGACCCCUUUCUUGUGAGUAAAUCUUGACACAUUGUUUAAAAAAAAACACUUGAACCUUACGGAAUUCAAGUGUGCUUUAAAAUAUCUAUCAAGAUUUAGACUCAAGGAAAGGGGUUAUUUCGUCUUCAUUUUUACAGUCGCUUACAAAUCUGCUUUAUAAAAUGAUGAAGGUAUAUGAAUGACUGUGAAUAUACAUAGGAUAAUAUUAUAUUUGAUACAUAUGUUAAACUCUUCAAUCAAUAUUAUUAUUAUUAUCAUUUAGAAGAUGAAACCUAUUCGUCAGGAACAAGGCCUCAAAAUGGGACACUGACUUGAAAUUCGAGCUUCCAAAGAAUAUGGCGUUCAUUGGAAAGAAAUAACAUUAAUAAAACAACUUACAAAAGCAGAAACAAAGCAUUAAAUCCUUCAGACGUCGAAGGAAAGUAAUUACGUGUGAUUCCCGAGGGGUCAGGGAUUAAACAUUUGCGGGAGUGUUUAGAUAAUGUAUUUUCUGCCCCUAACAUUGCCUUGUGUUGUUCUGGCCGACAGUGCACUGUUGUUUGUGUGUGUGUGCUGUGUUUGUGUGUUUAUUUGUCUUUACUUUAUCUUUAUUAAUUGCUGGUCUUUUCCAAAGAAUAUGGUGUUCAUUAUAAAAAUUAAGAGGGGGAAAGGGAAAUACAGAAAGAAGAGAUCCCAUUUACUAUAAAAGAAAUAAAAGUUAAAUUAAUGCAAAGAAUAUGGUGUUCAUUAGGAAAAAUUAAGAGAAGGUAAAGGAAAAUACAGAAAGAAGAGAUCCCAUUUAUUAUAAAAGAAAAAAAAAUAAGUUAACAAAUUGAAAAAGAGCGAAAAAUGUAUUAAAAUGCAAGGAGAAUAUCAUUAAGGUAGGAAUGCACUGUAUCUUCGCUUGAACCUCUAAAGUUGCAAUUGCAAGACAUCCUCUGGGAGGCUGUUCUUCACCGUCCUUAUUCUUCUUCCUGUAUUCAUCAUCAAACACCACUAUUCUCAUUCUUCCCUGUCUCUUCCUACCAUUCUCAUUCUUCUCCCUGCACCCAGCUAAUGGAAUUCACGACGUACAGCAUCCAACCGCAACCUCAUCAGCCAAGGACCGUCUACUCCUCAGCUACGGCACAACUUUAAACGGGCAAAUUCGACUCACAUUCGACUGCCAUCUGAUUGCUAGAGAUAUCGAGGUCGACCGUCUGUUAUCGUCCCUUGAUCUGACAGGAAAAGAGGUGCCGUUCCCUUCGUGUAGAACGCCUGUCUGUUUUGACAGCAAAGAUCUAUAGUUUUUCGUUCGUUUGGAGGAAGAGAGGGGCCAUUCUCUUCAUAUGUCUAUUUUGACGACAAAGAUCUCGUUUUUCGUUAGGUUAGAAUUCCGAAAAAAGGCAGAGAUUUGAUAUACCUACAGAUUGAUCUAGUUACUCGUUUAUUUUCACGUUUUAAUUGACAUAUGUAUGCACGUACGUAUGUUACACUGAACUACUGACAUUCACUGAAAUCUCCGCACGAUUUUUCACUGACUGGCCUUCGCCAAGCGAACUUAAUCCCGACGUAUUCAAGAAUACCUGAAUUUUGCAAGAGUGACCUUACGACGUCCACGUCUGCACAGCUCGCAAUGAGAGAUGCAGGAAGGAAUAAAGAAAGAGAGAAAGAAAGGACCUGAGGUCUCAUGCGACCGCCUGCCUCAGAACAGUGAUGAUUUGAGCGUCACUCUGGAAGGGUCAUUCUGGAAAGAGCAAUCCUGGAAAGUCACUCUGGAAGGGCCAUUCUGGAAAGAGUGAUUCUGGAAAGUCACUCUGGAAGGGCCAUUCUGGAAAGAGCAAUUCUGGAAAGUCACUCUGGAGGGGCCAUUCUGGAAAGAGUAAUUCUGAAAAGUCACUCUGGAAGGGUCAUUCUGGAAAGAGUGAUUCUGGAAAGUCACUCUGGAAGGGCCAUUCUGGAAAGUCCCUCUGAGAGGGCCAGUCUGGAAAGAGUAAUUCUGGAAAGCCACUCUCGAAGGGCCAUUCUGGAAAGAGUAAUUCUGGACAGUUUCUCUGGAAGGGGUCACGCUGGAAAGAUGUUUGGAAUCCAGCUGUUCGUGACACUUCUUCGCUCCGGUCUGGUCGUUUCGUUUUCAAGUAUGUUUCGAACACUUUGGAGAGAGAGAGAGAGAGAGAGAGAGAGAGAGAGAGAGAGAGAGAGCCACAAGUUGAAUGGCACUGGAUGGCACUCUCAGUUGCUUGUUGGUUGGUUCUAAUUUCAGGUUGCAUGAUAUCACUCUGAUAAUUCAUUUCGUUUCUUGAUCUUCUUCGAUGCGACGUCUGUGGGAAUUUCUGCGAAUUUCAAUUUAACGAAGCUUUCUUGAAAUUAGCCGUUUCAUUCAUGAAAUUUUUACAAAAUCGAAUAUUAAUUAAAAAAUAACUCAUCAAUAUCGAAUUCACUUUACCUGAGGAACAACUUGAACCUUAAGGUUAUGAUUCUUCCAAUGUUAACUUAAUCCGAUAAAAAUGGGGAUAUGUGUAAGUGUGUGUGUGUGUGUGUACGAACCCGAAACAUUUCACCCCCAGUCUCCCAACUCCCGCAGACGACCAGUCCAAAGUCUACGGAAUGCAGCUGAGCAUCUACCAGCCAAGGACCAUCAAUUCCUACGUCAGGUACUACUUCAAGAACGAGGACAACUCGACGGAAGGUCGAGUGAGGGAACUGACGGAGUCGACCAUCUGCUACCGCUUCUGGAUCCUGCAGCACAGGGACAUUCUCCCUUUUUUCUCCUACGCCUAUUCCGAUAGCAAGGACAACGCAUUCCUCUUCUUCCAGUCAGUCCAAGUACUGGACUUCUAUUAUAACGACGAGAAGGAGUAUUCUGGACUGGUCCUGGACGACACUCUGGAAGUCUGGCACCACCACUGCGCUGUCUUCACUUACCCAACUUUCAAAAUAUACGUGGACGGGGAAUUUGGCACCGAGGGCCAUCUGGGUGCCAAGUCAGCUGUUAUCCCCCUAAACGGCUCCCUCUACCUGGGACACGAUCAAGACGCGUACGAUGGAGGGAGAGACCCUCAGCAAACCCUCACUGGAUACAUCUCUCAGGUCAACAUCUGGGACCACCCACUAGACGCAGAGACCAUCGCCCAAAUAGCGAAUUGCACCUCGAACCAGAGGGGCAACGUCCUCUCCUCAGACACGACGGAGAUGGAGACGUCUCAGGUCGACAUCAGCAUCGUCAACAUCAGCCAUUUCUGCAAGUCAAGCGACAAGGCCGUCAUCAUCCCGAAACAAACGUUCCCCGAAGACGCCGACAGGUUCUGCAAAUUAGCCGACGCGCAGAUGUUCGUGCCCAAGGGCCCCGAAGAAAACGACAUCCUCGCGAGGGCAAGCCAGCCGUUCUCCGCCCAGUGCGAAGGGAACAGCUACCGCCUCCUGUUUCUGGGGGCUACUGACGCGGGCCACGAGGGCGUCUGGACCUCUAUAUCCGACGGCCAGCCCCUGCCCUACACCAACUGGUUUCCCGGGGAGCCCAACGGAGCCAAUAAGGACAACUGCGCGGUGCUCCGGCGAUCUGACCCCUUUUGGGCGGACACCCUCUGCAGCAUGGAAUUGUGUUUCUCGUGCAUCAGGACUCAUAAGGAUUACCUGCAGCUUCGGGGACUCUGUCAGUCAGUUGAGCAUCACACGCGAUUCCUACUGGACGGCUACAUGAAUUCGAGACCUUAUUUCAGAGGGUAUUAUGAUAUGAUUAUCUACCACAACGGCAAAAAGGAGUGGGUGCUCAUGAACACCCACACCAACACCACGCUAGCCUCACUCUACUUCCUCAAGGAUUCCGAGUACCCGAUCGGCCGCCACGCUUGGACAAUCCAUUCUCCCACCUGCGACUACGUGUCCGGCAACACAGUUGUGCUGGGGUUUUCCAAAUGCACCACUCACGAAUACAUGUGUUCCGACGGUUCGUGCGUGGACAGGUCGGUGAGGUGCAACCUACGUGACGACUGUCUGGACAGAAGCGACGAGGAGAACUGCUCCAUCGUCUCCUUCAGCGACAGGUACCACAACUACAGGCCCCCACCGGGGGAGGCCUUCGGCGUCCAGCUCAAGAUCGCGCCGGUGGUCGACCUCAUCAGGUUUUCCAAAAUCGACGACAUCAACCUGGCUUUCCACAUGGAAAUCGAGGUGGCUCUCGCCUGGAUCGACAGGAACCUGCAGUUCAAGAACAUCAAGUCCGAGGAGGGUAAGAAUAAGUUGAGUGCGGAGGAAGUGAAGGCCAUCUGGACGCCUGAGAUCGAGUUUCUCAAUGUCAAUGACGGACAGUUCCAGCUACUGAAGAGUGGGGUCUACGUGAGACAAGCCGGUGCCCCUGAUCCUCCUGUCUUUACGGAUGUCCAGAUGGACACCAUCUAUCAACCCGAGAGCAGUCGCUUAGUGCAGAGGCAACAAUACUACGCAAGUUUCAACUGCUUCUUCUUCCUGCUAUAUUACCCGUUCGACAUCCAGACCUGUCAGAUCAUAAUCAAGUUGGCCUCCGCUGAUAUGAAUGUUAUACAUCUUGAGAACGCCAGCGUUGUUUACAACGGGUUAAAGGAGCUUCCGAAAUACGAAGUCCAGGGCAUCGAAAUAGAAGUGAAACCUAGAGCUGGCUACGGCAUAAUGGAGGUCACGUUUGCCUUGGAGAGGAGAUACAGUCUGCUCGUGCUCACCGUAUUUCUGCCGACGUUCCUGCUCGUGGGAAUUGGAUACACGACGUUCUUCAUCAAAUGCAAAGACUUUGACACGCGCGCGAUGACGACCCUAACCACGAUGCUCGUGCUGUACACGAUGUUCGACCAGGUGUCCAACGACCUGCCCGACACGGCCUACAUCAAGAUGGUGGACCUGUGGUUCUUCUUCUGUACCUUCGUCAUCUUCAGCAUCUUCCUGGUGCACGUGGCAGUCGAAAGGUUACCCGACGGAGAGGAGGAGGGGGAGGGGGAGGAAGGGGGUGAGGACGCCUUCCCCAUCAAGAGAGGAGAUCGAGUCUCUCCGGUCGCUGCCUUCGUGAAGGUUGGGGGAAACGUCAAAAUGGACAAGCAACGGUCUAAAUGGAAUGGCGUCAGGGUCUUUUCUAUCUGCAGGAAGUUCGUCUAUCCGACCAUCAUUCUUCUAUUCGGUAUCCCAUUCUGGGUGAUCAUCUUGACUGCUGGGAAACUGUAAUUUGCCGUCUGCCUUGGAGCGAGAGAGCGUGCUGGCAUAAGGCGAGCUUAUAAUCUUCACGCGUGUGUAUUUACACAAUGCAAGCAUAUUGCUUUUCCAAUAUUCUUGGUUUUGAUGAUAUCUCCACUUAUUUAAAGGCAUUAAAAGCGAAGAGCGUCUUUACUUACAUAAAUGCAGUGAAGCCUUGGUAUGAAUUAGGAGCCCACAGAGUAACUGACGUGGGUUGUACAAUGCAUGAAUAAUUCAUUUCAUAUUGGCCAAGAUACGUAAGCAUGAAAUUGCACUUAGAUACAUAUUCUGUGAGGUCAGUUAAUGUAUCCAACGCCUAAUUGAUAAGACACCUAUUCAAGGUAUAUGAAAUGGUUUUCUAGAUACCAUAAAAUCGUUAGUCUACAGCAUUUUAAACCGAGAGAAAUGAAAAAGACUAGACCUAUAUAUACCUAUAUUAUUUAUUUUUAAUUCGUGUAACU
Macrobrachium nipponense is the source of this 5752-nucleotide messenger RNA. RefSeq lists its product as uncharacterized. Gene Ontology annotation, molecular function: extracellular ligand-gated monoatomic ion channel activity; protein binding. Bases 2703 to 5282 code for a protein of 859 amino acids. Lineage: Eukaryota; Metazoa; Arthropoda; Malacostraca; Decapoda; Palaemonidae. The transcript is spliced from 9 exons. Gene Ontology annotation, cellular component: membrane. Gene Ontology annotation, biological process: monoatomic ion transport. The record is from RefSeq and is a predicted model, not a curated record.